AUGGUGUCAGUUCUCGAGCAAAUUGUAUCAAGCCCUGGCAGGGCACUGCCAGCAGUCGCCGUCUGCUUUUUUCUGGGAAUCGUAGGCUACGUUGUGUAUCAGGUUUAUUUUCACCCACUGGCUCGAUUCCCAGGUCCAUUCCUGGCUUCUGUGACCGACUUGUGGCAAGUACACCAGUUCUUGUCGCUCAGACAACCAUACAAUUUGACAGAUUUGCACGCCAAGUACGGCCAAUUUGUUCGCUAUGGUCCGGACAAACUCAGCGUCACAGCCGAGGACGCGAUUCCCUCCAUCUACCAGAAAGGAGGGCGAAUGAUGCCCAAGACCGAGUAUUACGAUGCGUUCGGAGCCGCUCAUCCCAACGUGUUCGGGAUGAGAGAUGAAGAGAAACACUCCAUCCGUAGACGUCACAUGUCGCACAGCUUCGCCAUUAGUUAUGUCAAGGAGAUGGAGAAAUAUCUGGAUGAGAAUGUUGUGAUCCUGCGAAAGAAGAUCGCAGCAUAUGCUGAUGCAGGGGAAUCGUUUAACCUCAAAAAGCUUUUGCAGUAUUACACUGUUGAUGUGCUUGGAGAGCUGGCUUUUAGUCAAUCUUUUGGAAUCCAAGUCGCGGACGAUGAGUCCCUGGUUCCACCAGUCAUUGAGCAUAGUCUACUCGCUGCCGUCACUGGAGCAUGGCCCGCGAUGACUUUUACACUGAAGAAGUGGCUACCAAAGGUACCUCAUAAGGGCCUACAAACCCUUUUCAAAGGUAGGGCGGCUUGUGCCACUUUGGCUUCCCGCUGCGUUAAGCGGAGAAUGGCGGCGCUGCAAGAGGCGAAGUUGCAGGAUAAGGAUGAGCAGAGAAAAGACAUCCUGACCAAUCUCAUCCUCGCAAAAGAUCCAGACACUGGGGAGAACCUCACUCAGACGGAUUUAGAAACGGAGGCGUUUGGAUUCAUCAUCGCGGGGACACACACGACUAGUGCAACGACAACACUGUUAUUCUGGAACCUACUUCAUAAUCCAGACACUAUGAAGAAAUGCGUGGAUGAGGUGGAAAGUGAGCUUCCAAAUCUGGGCUCUGAAAAGGUGGCAUAUUCAGUCACUGAAGUAGAAGCGUUGCUGCCUUUUCUUCGCCAAUGUGUCAAGGAGAACUUUCGCCUCACUCCGGUCUUCACUAUGCCGUUGGCUCGGCGAGUCAUGGCGCCUGAGGGCAUUGUCAUUGCGGGGGAGCAUAUCGAACAAGGAACCUCAGUUGCAGUUAGCAACCAUGCAUUCCACCACGACCCCAAGAUUUGGGGCGCCGACCAUAACGUGUUCGAUCCGAACCGAUGGGAGCAGCCAGAGUUCGCUAAGAGAGCGAGGUAUUUAAUGCAUUUUGGCCUAGGCGGGCGGCAAUGCAUCGGCAAGACGGUGGCUCAGACUAACAUCUACAAGUUGGCGAGCACUCUAUUAAGGGAGUUCGACUUCUGUCUAGCAGACGAGGAUGAAAGAGACUCCGUGUCGCGUGGUGAUUACAGGGGCAUUCUUCCGCCGCUCAUCAGCGUCGGCAUCACCACUGUCACUAUUUCCCAAGAUGUCACUUCGCCGGCACCCUCUGAAGCGGCCUCGGGUAUCUUUAGCUUGUACGAACUGCAGGAAAAGGAAAAGCCGCCUGAACUCGAAGCGCAGCUAAAGGCGCAGCGUUCGGAGGAUGGAGAAGGCAUGACGCAGACUUCUGAAACCAGCUCAUCGCCUGUAACCACCGGCAGCCGUUCCAAAGAGCGUCGAAGCAGUACGGCGGUCACCGAGGGUGAUCUCAUCGGCGUAGACGCACUGGCUUCGGGCGCAUUUGAUGAAGCACCAGCGAGUGAUAUCGGCUUUUUUGGCUCCAGUUCGAACCAUGCUCUCUUUCGAGAAGUGUCAAAAGGUUUCUCGCAGCUCGCCAAGCGCCAUCCAACGUCACACUUGCCUGCAAUCAGCCGAGUCCAGGAUAGUGCAGAGCGUUCACAGCCCGAAGGGACACUUUCAGAGCCCCGAAAGACAUCACCGCAUGACACCCAAUCACUGCCGGCUAAUUCCGAGCUUCUGACUUUGUCGGAGAGGUUCUUCGCCACAGUCGGGGCCGCCAUUCCUUGCGUUGAUGAGCCAUCUUUCCUCAGAUACUGGAAGGACUGCUCCAGAGAUGAGUUCAGAGGCAUCCCGCGUACCGCAUACGCUCUUGUGAACAUCGUUCUGGCGCAUGCCUCUGCAACUCUGCCGAACUCGAAAUGUAUCCUGUUCUAUAAUCAAUCUACAGAUCUCUUGGAUAUGCACACAGUCCAAAGCGCAAGCAUCGAGAUAGUCUUUCAACAGAAUCAUCAGCGGUCUAUAGAGAGCUGGACUACCCACAGCUUGGCCGUCAAAGCCGCUUUUCAGCUAGGUCUUCACUCGCCGUCGUAUUAUGAAAACGCCGCUGAGGGCCAGACUCAUCGACUUUUGUGGUACUGCGUUGUAAACCAGGACAGCCGUCUUCAUGCAAUUCGAGGCACGGCACUGGAGCUAUUGUACGAUUGCAACAUCGAUGGCUUGAGUCGACUUGCCCCGAGGGAAGUUAUAACCAAGAGGCUGAACCUGGCAAUGCAAUUGGAUGAGUGGUGCCAGAAUCUAGAUCACUCGCUGCAACUCCUGCAGGACGUCAACAUGGCAGUGUGGCUACCGGAGUCAUGGGAUUCAAACAGAUGGAGCAUCAUUCUUACCAUACAUUACUACGUCACGCAGCUUCUCAUCAACGCCCCUGUGCUGACUAUGGUUUUAGAUGAGACACGAAAGCAAUCAUCUUCCGUUCUCCAUGAGACUGCAAAACAGGUUCUCCAGGGCGACUUUGAGGUUGCAAAAAAGCUUCAAAACACUAUACAAGGCUUACAUUCAUUCGGGGGGUCUUUUAUAGACUGCAACGCUAUUUGGUUUAUUUGCAAUUAUUCUACUUUUACAGUCUCACUCCAUGCCUUUGGCUUCCUAGUUUACCUUGCAGAUGUUCAACACGAUGCAGCUGAGCAAGGCCUCAAUGCGACAGAGGUGCGAUCGCUUCUGAACGACAGCCUCGACAGCCUCCGGCUCAUCGGACGCAAUAGUCUGAUGAGUCAAAAAGCUUGCAAGUGUCUGUUGCGCUUCUUGGAAGUUUUUGAUUCCAUGACAUUCGACACGGGCCUCCCUACUUAUCAGAACACGAAGAACAACACGCUGGAUGUCGAGACGGGAACAGUGACUGAGUCUCUGGCGGAGCCAGUCGAUGGACUCCUGCCAGAUUUUGACUUCUCUCAGUUUAUCACAGACGCAGCUGAUGAAUUCCUGUUCCAAUCAUGGCAGACAUCCCGGCAGUGGUUGUAG
Messenger RNA from Diaporthe amygdali, 3327 nucleotides. Its product is annotated as isotrichodermin C-15 hydroxylase. NCBI's taxonomy places the organism in Eukaryota, Fungi, Ascomycota, Sordariomycetes, Diaporthales, Diaporthaceae. The coding region runs from base 1 to 3327 and encodes 1108 amino acids. The transcript is spliced from 11 exons. Gene Ontology annotation, molecular function: iron ion binding; monooxygenase activity; oxidoreductase activity, acting on paired donors, with incorporation or reduction of molecular oxygen. The record is from RefSeq and is a predicted model, not a curated record.